ACUGAGCUUCAUCUUACUCAGAGCUACUUCAACAAUGAUGAAAUUCGUCGCCUUGUCCGCUUUGGUCGCUGUGGCAGCAGCCGGUCACCUCGGAGGAUCCUCGUCGAAUUACCGCAAGCAAGACGAUUUCGGAAACUACGCCUUCGGCUACGACAUUAAGGACGACUGGGGCAAUGUCAACGGACGUUCCGAGAAGGGCUCUCAUGGACACGUUGUAGGAUCUUACUACCUCGGAGAGAUCGACGGUCGUCACCGAUCUGUCGAAUACGUCGCCGACAAGCUCGGAUUCCGCGCCGCCGUCAAGACCAACGAGCCUGGAACCAAGACCUCUGAGCCCGCAUUCGCUCCCAUCACCUCGGCUUUCGGAAAGAGCAUUCCUUCUGGAUCCAUCCACGCCGUCCCAGUGAAAGUUGCUGCCUCGUACGUUGAGCCCGCCUAUGCUCCCCUCGCCAGUCACGCUUCCUAUGCCGCCCCCGCUUACGCUGCUCCCGCUUACGCAUACGCGGCUCCCAUCCACGCGCACGCUCCCAUCCACGGUCACGGAUAUGGAUACGGCGGCUACGCCGGCCACUACUAAUUUAAUCGAUAGGAAUGUUUUGCAUUCGUUUCGAAGUCUCUAAGCAGUCGGCGCUUCGGUGUCGAACUGCUGAAUCUGCCAAGGCUUAGGUUUACAAGUCGUCCUACUUUACAUUAUUAUCCAAAAUAUGUAUUUGAUGAGCAACAACAUCAAGGGGACGACGAUAAUAAUUGAAGUAAGAGGUGAAAAAAGAACUCCAGGAGAAUGCGGAUGAGGACAACGAGGAGAUGCAUAACUGCAAGUUUAGGAGGAGCUCUACACCAAACAGGAGAGGGGCCGUGCCGCCUCGGGACUUUCACCUGCUUUCACUACUGAAGACUUGUUACUGUUCUUAAUAUUUGAGGGACCGAUCAAACAUCGAAGUAACCGACGGAACCACUAAGUGA
Molecule: messenger RNA, 963 nt
Organism: Galendromus occidentalis (western predatory mite)
Lineage: Eukaryota; Metazoa; Arthropoda; Arachnida; Mesostigmata; Phytoseiidae
Product: adult-specific rigid cuticular protein 15.7
Exons: 4
Coding region: 35-577 (180 amino acids)
Cellular component (GO): chitin-based extracellular matrix
Molecular function (GO): structural constituent of chitin-based larval cuticle
Source: RefSeq, a predicted model, not a curated record